AUGGUCUGGGUGGGCUCCCUGUUGACUAUGAUACCAACUCUUGUGUUAAGUCAGCUCAUUCCGAUGAAAACCCCUGGCAAAUUUAAAUGCCGUGAAGUAUGGCCAGAUGUUGAAUCUGAACGAGGCUUCAACAUUUACUUGGAUGUGGUACUGUUGGUGAUACCUCUCCUCAUUAUGAUCAUUGUUUACUCAUUAAUUGCUCGAAAGUUGUGCACUGGUUCCAAACUUAACUUUUCCAAAGGAAGAAGAUCUGAAAUAAGACCCAUGGCAAUCGGUAAUAAAAGAAGACUCUUGGAAUCAGGACCUGAAGGCAAAGGCAAUUCGGACCAAAAUUAUUCAAAAAAAUUCCAAAAAAGAAGAAGAAUAGUUGAACUAUUGACUUCGUCAUCAGACGAAGAUGAUACUUCAGGAGAACGUUACGAAAAGAACAUAGUUACUUGUAUUCAAAAAAUAAGAAAAGUCAAUCGAAAUAGUGGAAAAGAAUACUACAGAGAAAUAGAGCGCAGUGCAUUGAGUAACCCUGAAAGACAAUAUCUGGAUCCACUGAAACCAUCAAGCAGUAAUGGAAUGAGAAGGGAUUUCCGUACCAAAAUGCCAGGAGCCAGAUCUAGAACCAUGAAAAGCACGACCCUGCGAGGAACAUAUGACAAAAACCAAGCCGCUAAAAUUCGAGUGGUGCGAAUGCUUUUUGUGGUAGUUGUCGAGUUCUUCGUUUGCUGGACUCCACUCUAUGUUGUGAAUACAUGGGCUCUAUACGAUGCAAAGAGUGUAUACACUUCCCUUGGAUACGUUGGAAUGGCAGCUAUAUAUUUGAUGGCAUAUUUCUCUUCUUGCUGCAACCCUCUUACUUACUGCUUCAUGCACAAAAAGUACAGGCAAGGAUUCCUGGCAGUGAUUGGAUGCAAGAAGAAUAAAAGAUGGCAUUUCGGCGGCCAAAGCAGUGAAAGAUCUGGCACGAUGGUUAGCGUCUUCAGUACUCGCGCUGGAUCUGUUAGAUCUGAAACAGUUGAUCGCAUCACAGCCACUUCUGCUUGUUGA
Molecule: messenger RNA, 1038 nt
Organism: Argiope bruennichi
Lineage: Eukaryota; Metazoa; Arthropoda; Arachnida; Araneae; Araneidae
Product: cholecystokinin receptor-like
Exons: 5
Coding region: 1-1038 (345 amino acids)
Biological process (GO): neuropeptide signaling pathway
Cellular component (GO): membrane
Molecular function (GO): neuropeptide receptor activity
Source: RefSeq, a predicted model, not a curated record